Clavispora lusitaniae ATCC 42720 is the source of this 1155-nucleotide messenger RNA. RefSeq names its product bifunctional N-glycosylase/AP lyase (gene NTG1). Gene Ontology annotation, biological process: nucleotide-excision repair; base-excision repair; base-excision repair, AP site formation. The record is from RefSeq and is a predicted model, not a curated record. Gene Ontology annotation, molecular function: oxidized pyrimidine nucleobase lesion DNA N-glycosylase activity; DNA-(apurinic or apyrimidinic site) endonuclease activity. NCBI's taxonomy places the organism in Eukaryota, Fungi, Ascomycota, Pichiomycetes, Serinales, Metschnikowiaceae. Gene Ontology annotation, cellular component: nucleus.
AUGCCCUCGAAGAGAAGUCUUAUAGCCGAAGAGCGCCCUAAACGGGUCCGGAGAAGCCCGAGAUUAGUUUUGGACGCAGAAACUUUGAAGACUGAGCCUGAGAUCAAAAUAGAAUCGUCGUUAGACAAACCUCUUAAAGAAGUAUUCAGCGAUAAACUGGUAACGACAACAAGCUUCAAACACGAGGUGGAUGAUGCUAAAGUGAAAGUUGAAAUUGAAGCUUCGGUCAGUGGCAACACUGACACUUUCGCUUCUCCUGAGAUUGAAAGCAAAUCUAACGUAUUUCAAUGUGUUUCGCCUCUGGACAUAUUGCCUGGUCAGCCAAAAAACUGGAACUUGAUCUACAACGAAGUAGUGAAGAUGCGGGCCCUCAUCGUCACUCCAGUGGAUACCAUGGGCUGUGAACGGAUCCCAGAGACGAUUGCUCCAGGACUAAUCCGUCGCGACCCUAGGGCCUAUCGUUUUCGUCUCUUGGUUUCCCUCAUGCUUUCAUCGCAGACUAAAGAUGAAGUCACAUACGUCGCAGUGGAAAAUUUGAAUAACUUCUAUAAGACCAAAGGAUUUGACGGUCUCUGCAUUGAAGCUAUUCUCAAAUCUACAGAGGCGGAGAUUGACUUUUGCAUACAGAAGGUGGGUUUCCAUCGCCGGAAAGCCGUGUACAUUAAAAAGGCGUCUGAGCUUCUCAACGAAAAAUUCAAUGCGGAUAUUCCCAAAAAUAUAAAGGAUACCAUAAGUCUUCCAGGGGUUGGGCCUAAAAUGGGUCAUUUGCUUCUCCAAGCAGGCUGGCGAAUCAAUCUGGGAAUAGGAGUUGAUGUUCAUUUACAUCGCUUGGCCCAAAUGUGGGGCUGGGUACCCAAGUCAGACAAACCUGAAAGUACCAGACUAGCUCUUGAGGACUGGUUACCGAAAAAAUACUGGUCGGACAUAAACCCACUUUUAGUGGGAUUUGGGCAAACCGUGUGUGUUCCAAACGCCGGGAACUGUGACGUCUGUACUUUGGCUGCAGGCCUAUGUUCCAAAGCAAACAAAAAGCUCAGUAAUGCAGCUGUGACCGAAGCCCGACUAGCCAAAUUGGCUAAACAAAGAGGUGAUAUCAGCGGCCUUAUCAAGCUAAAGCACGAGUUACAAAUGUUGAAGAAAGAUUCCAAUGUAUAA